CAUGGGAACCAAUACUUUCAGUUCUUUCCCAAUCAACUGACUUGGGCUCAGGCACAGAGACACUGUCAGGCCCUGAAUGCAAAUCUGGCAUCUGUGCGCAACCUUGGAGAGUACCAAGCGAUUCAGAGGGUCAUAUUAAAUGGUGCUCGUAAUAAUGUCCCUACAUGGAUUGGAGGUUCAGAUGCUCAAGAGGAGGGUUAUUGGUUUUGGAUUGAUGGAACCCGUUUCACAUAUGCAAACUGGUGUCAAGGAGAGCCUAACAAUGUCGGGGGCAGAGAGAACUGCCUGCAUAUGAAUUGGACAGGAAACCUCUGUAUGAAUGACAUACCCUGUAAUGCCAGAUACCCAUUUGUCUGCGCCAGGAAAGUCAGACGAUCUCUGGAAUGAAGGCUUGGUUCACCGGUCCUCGGAGCAAAUAAUCUCAUAAAUCCAGCUUAAAAUGUUUCUCUUCUUACAUCUUUACUUCUUUUAGUUCACUGCAACGCUACAUAAGGAAUAAGUUGAAAAAUGAUGCAACCUGUAGUUGGAUUGUCUCUUUUAAUGAGUGUGUAAUGGCAAGAAUGCUUUAAGCUUUCACUUUACUUUCCUGAAAGAACAUCAUCUUCAUUAUUAAACCUUUAAGCAUUGAAUCAAA
Oreochromis aureus is the source of this 634-nucleotide messenger RNA. Its product is annotated as ladderlectin-like. The record is from RefSeq and is a predicted model, not a curated record. The transcript has 4 exons. The annotation marks the transcript as partial. Gene Ontology annotation, molecular function: signaling receptor activity. NCBI's taxonomy places the organism in Eukaryota, Metazoa, Chordata, Actinopteri, Cichliformes, Cichlidae.